Solanum stenotomum is the source of this 3579-nucleotide messenger RNA. RefSeq lists its product as uncharacterized. NCBI's taxonomy places the organism in Eukaryota, Viridiplantae, Streptophyta, Magnoliopsida, Solanales, Solanaceae. The record is from RefSeq and is a predicted model, not a curated record. The transcript has 4 exons. Bases 287 to 3274 code for a protein of 995 amino acids.
UUUCUGCUUCUCUCUCUAAAAUCUUCUAAUUCUCUGUUUCUCUCUCUAGAAUCUAUCAAUUUCCGAUUACUGAUUUGGGGUUUAACGGUAAGGGGUUUGGAAAAUCUCAGUUUUUUUGAUCAAGCAUUUCUGUAUUUUUGUUAUCUGAUGAUUUUGUUGAGUUUUGUUUAGUGUAAUUGUACUGUGUUAGAAUCGACGGUAUCUGUUGCAGUAAUCAAUUUGUGCGGACGGAAAAUAGUUGGGGAGAAGACCAGCAGUAUAUACAGUGACAGGAUAUAGUUUGUCAAUGGAGUAUGACAACGAAGAGCAUGGCUUUAUUAGUGUUCCGGCUCCUGAGUUUGGUGCAAUUUUUAUGUCAAAUAUUGCAACAAAGAGAGACUGCUUUAAACAUAAAGUCUUUGGCCUUCCAUCAUCCAUGGGUAAUUUUGUGAAGGAGGUCAAAAAAGGAAUGAUCCUGUUCCUAUUUGAAUAUGAAAGGCGACAACUUUUUGGAGUGUAUCGGGCUAUCUCAGAUGGUGGAAUGAACAUUGUACCCCAUGCAUUUAGUUCUUCUGGGAAGCAGUUUUCUGCGCAGGUUCGAUUUGUGCUGAUUUGGCGUUGUAGUCCACUAUCCGAAGAUGAGUUCCGUGAUGCCAUUAGGGAGAACUACUUUUCAGCAAGGAAGUUCCACUUUGGUCUGUCUGAUGAGCAGGUUCAUAGGCUUCUUAGAUUGUUUAGUUCAAGAAAGUUAAAGAAUAAGUUACCCCCGAGAAAGCUCACAACUGGAGUGGGCAAUGGAAUUGACGAAGACCAUAUAAUGGUCAAUAACAAAUCCUAUACAGCAAGUGGUGGCUUUGAUAUCAAACGUUCUAAUACUGAUUUAAGGCCUUCCCUGUCAAGAGGAUAUCCAAGGUCAUUCCAUGGAGUAAAAAGAGUUGCCGAUGACAUGUUUUCAAUUGAGCAUAGAGAGAAGGAUGAAGAUAUAGUUGAUUCUGCUGAACUUCUCUACUAUAAUGAUAAGAAGAGAAGAAUAGGUUAUGAUGAAGCAUUAUCAAGGGAUAAUGCUGCAGAAGAUAAGCUUCAUGUUCACUCCCCCACUGAAGAAUUAGGAUUUUCUGGAGAUGAUGAGUGGUCUUUGAAUGGCAGGGUAAAGAGGAAGCAUAAAAUCAACCUGAAUUGUACUCCUGCCCUCUCCAACUACAUGGAAGAUUCUGACCUCAGAAGAACAGUUCAUGAUGCAAAUUUAGUGGUAAGAGAUCAGAUAGUGAAGGAAAAUAACAUGGAUAGUAAUUUUGGUCCGGGCAGAUCAAAUGAGCAGAAUGAAAUGCCUUCAAACAAUGCUAGAACUAGACUUUGUACUCAUUAUGCAGGUUUUUUAAGGAACAAUCAUGUGGAUAAAGCACAUAUCAUGGAUAAUUCUCAUGAGCCUUCCCUUUCUAGGAAGAAUAGAAGUGAUCCCUUUUGGAAUGUUGGAACUGCAAGUGAUGAUUGGCCGAGUUCCUUGGAUGAUAGAGUAGGGGGGAAAAAGAGCCAUUUGGACCCUGAUAUUAAUUCUACAAUUGUGUCUGAGCGCUUUGUGAACUCACCCUACAAGAAAAAAGGAAUGCGUAAAGAUGGUAGAUUAUUCAGAAGAGAGAUAAGCAGAAAUGAAUCUAAGUUUCGUACACGUCUCAUAAGAGAGUUUGAUCAUCAAGAGGCCACUGAUGAUGAUGUAUGCUUCCUUUCUAGGCAUAAAGGAGCAAAUGAAAAAUGUGUUGACAGAUUUCUUAUCCCAACUGCUUCAAAUGGGAACUCCGCCUAUGCCGGAGAUGUAGGUAGACAAAUGGCUGAAGUUGGUAGUUAUCCAAUGGAUGAUUUUGAUGGGUUGGUCCCUGGUACAGAAAACUUUCAGAGGCCUCUCGCCGGGGCUGAUUGCACUGUGUACUCUCCAAUGAAGAAAAGAACCUCAGGGUACUCCACCAAGUUUCUUGCUGGAACAGAAUUUCCUCAGUCAACAGAAGGACAAAAUUUUGGUCCCUCUUGCUCUAAAUUUCAUGAUGCAACAAUUACAAGAGUCAUGCCAUAUAAGGAUGAGCUACCCAAUUCUUGUUAUGGACAUACCGAGACAUACGAAGUUGAACAGGGUUCAAACUUUGUGCGAGGGCCACCUUCUUCCAUUGUGUAUAGAGAGAAUAACUUUGCAUCAUCUAAAGGUAUAUCUUCUCCAUAUUCCCAUCCUGAAUUUACAACGAGGGGCCUGGAAUCAGCUUCUGAAGGUGGAAAAAUGGUUCUGCUUUCGCACGAUGGUUACAGAACUGCUUCCAUUCCAAGGGCAUCUAUUGUCCCACAGUUAACUAGGGAUGAUAUUAAUGAGGGUGAAACUUGGAGAUUUUCAUCUCAAGCUGCCCUUGGUUCAAUUGCUAGAAAUUUCUUUUCUGGUAAUUAUCAAUGUGCUGAUGAGGAGAUAGGUGAUGGGCAUGUUAUAUGGCAAGGGAGUGAUGCAACUCAUGUUGGAAGAAGAUCUCGCUCUCCUAACACUAGUUGGUUACUCCAAGGAAAUGUUUUGACAAAUCUUGACAACGCCUACAGACCUGGAACUGACAUAGUUAAUGAUGAAUACGAGAACAACAGAUUAACACAAGUUCAUUCUGAUUCCAGAAAUUCCAGAAAAAGUGUUUUUAGUCGCUUGUCUUUGGCUCCUAAAGUACAUAAGCUAAGAGAACACGAAUUUGAUUAUAGUAUGAGCUUUGAAGAGCAUUAUAUGGAUACAACAGUUGAUGAAAUCAUGGACUUGUUAUACGAGGAUCAGAAAAUUGUACCAAAAAAGCCAUUGAAUCGUAAACCAUUUAUUCGAAAAGUUGGAUCUGGUGAAACUGAUAGGUCAGGAAAACAUGCUGCAGUUGUCAAGAAUGAUGCAGAGCAGACUGCUGAUUCAAUGAUGAGAGUUCUCAAAGAAAGUGCAAAUGAAGUUCUUGAAGAAACCAUGAACCAUAUUCUGGCAGAGACCAGAAUGGUGGAUUUCAAGCGCAGGAGGGAGACAAAUCGAGCUUCAGAACAGACUACUGUUAAAUUAAACAAAGAAGAAGAGACAAAUGCUAAUGAAUACACAGUCCUUCAGAAUGCACUAGGAAACAGUUCUCAAACUGCAGUGGCUAAGGUUUCAGCUGAUAAGCCAUUCAAGCGUAGGAAGCUUGUGCGUCCAGCAUUUGAUGAGAACAACUGUAGGAGUGUUUUGAAUCACCAACUUCCUUGUCAGACACUUGCCACGGCUAAAACAGGGAACUCAGAUUCGAUCGAGUUUCAGUCCGCUCUCUAAUAAUUAAACUAUCUAGGUGAACAACGAAAUGAUCACUCCAUAGUCAUCAAGUUCUCCAACAUGCUUACUCAAGAGGCGGUUUGCAUAGACUGAAGCUUGGUAUAUGAUGAUGACGAGGCUGAACGAAGGCAGCGCCAUGAUUGUAUACUAAAAUCAUGUAGCAUACGACUGUUUUCAGAUCUUAUGUCGAUCUGCACCUCAAGUUUUGUGGAAGUUGGAUUUUGUUAUGCAAAUGAACAAAUUCACCCCUUGUGUAAAUUUGAUAUUUGCUUCCUUCAUUUUGUUCCGCAUAAUAACAUGUUAUU